UAAACAAUGAAAAAAAUACCAUGUACCUUUCCUUACUCUAACACUAAAGAGUUCCAAAACAAGAGAUCUUGAGUGAAUUAAUCAUGAGUAAACUGGAUGUUUUACGUGCAAUCGUGAGUUAGAGUAUGAAGUUUUCAUAAACCGAGGAAAAUGAAUAGUAGACUUCUUGAGGCAAUUGAAUCCGACGAUUUGGAAGCUGUUAGAACUUUAUUGAGAAACCAGGAACACAAUAAACAUUACGAUGUUAAUGAGGGUCUAUGUAUGGCGGCCAGGAACGGCCAAUAUGAUAUAGUUCAAGAGUUAUUCCAAAGUCAACAUAGACAACCGUCGGUGCAGUACAUUGACCAGAACCAAAAGCGGGCCUUAGAGUAUGCUGUUAUCUCUGGGAAUAUAGAUAUCGUUCGAUUUCUGUUAAAAGCUGGAUCUUUUGUCAACUGGUCAGAUGAGAAUGGCUUUCAGCCAUUGCACUUUGCUGCUCAGACUGGAAACGUGGCCAUGAUAAAUUUUCUCAUAGAGAAAGGAGCCCAUGUUUAUUCUGCAAGAACAAAUAAAGAAGGACUAACUCCAUUCCAUGUUGCUGUUGAUCAUGGUCACUUUGAUGCUGUGUUGGCGUUUAUUGAGUCGCGAACAGUGUCAGUCAACAUGAAGACAAAACUCCGACAAGGUGGACAAACACCCCUACAUAGAGCUGUAUUGAAAUCACACUUAAAAAUUAUAGAGCUGCUCAUAAAUCAAGGGGCUAGCAUUGAAACCAAAGAUUCUGAAGGCAGGCAAGCCAUUCAUUACGCUGCGCAAGCAGACGAUCCUCACGUUCUUGAGUACGUCAUUAGACUUGGUGCACACGUUGACGUCACUGAAAACUGUGGACGACGAGCAAUUCACUACGCAAUAUAUAAUAACAAAGAGGAAAACGUUGAAAUCCUUCUUAAACAUGGGGCUGAUAUAAAUGUCAAAGACGAUAAUUCUUACAUGCCUCUCUACAGUGGUGUUAUGGUUGAAAAUGUAGAAAUUGUGAAGAGCUUACUGCAAGCUGGAGCAGAUCCAAAUAAGUGCAAUCGAGUUUCCCGCCAAGAUUACGCACUUUUAAUGGCAGUUUCACUGGGAAACGUUGAUAUUGUACGAGUUUUAUUAGAUGCUGGAGCAGAUCCGAAUGUUACUGGUGCAAACAAGGCAACGGCGCUUCAUAAAUGUCAAAAACUAAAAAACAAAGAUGGACGUGAUGCAAUAUUGUUGAUGUUGAUCAAAUCGGGUGCUAAACUGAACGUCACAGAUAAAGAUGGAUACACUCCUCUCCAUAACUGCGUCAUGCAGUCUGUCUUAGGAAACUUCAGUUUGUCCACCAUGAAAAUCCUUGUUCAAGCAGGAUCUAGUCUUUGCAUGGAAAAACGAUCAUCUGCUGAUCAAUCGAGAACGCCUGGCUCGCCCAAUUCACCUCUGUGUUUCCUGGUCUGGCGUGGCUUUCUCGAGGCUGCCGAGUACCUCAUCCAAUGUGGCUGGGAUGUAUCUAGCGAAUCAUGGAUGUUUCUGCCAGGAAAAACACCGGAGCAGUCAAAGUUCCACCAACUGAUGCAAGAACUGACCAUGUCAGUACGCCCACUGACUAACAUCUGCCGGAAAAGUAUACGAGAACACCUUCUUCAAUGCUCUGUUGGAUCUGAAAUUCUAACAAGCAUUCAAAGCUUGCCAUUACCGGCUUCAAUUAAGAAUUUUCUUUCAUUCCAAGACUGAUAAAAAUCCUAAUUUGGGAAUUUAAAGAUUUCCAUGUGAAAAUCUAUUGUUUACAUUUGGUGGUGUGUUUCGACGCUUGUUUAUAUUUGGUGGGACGCUUAUCGUUUUCUCUAUGUUUUGAUGACAUUUCAAAUGACAUUACUAAAAUGAUUGGAGAACUGCUAGUCAUUCAUAAAAGCAUUUUGAAAGUUUUUAAAUUUAGUGCAAUAAUUGAGAUACCUGAACAUAUAUUUACUUGUUGUUUAUAGAAAUAGUUUAUUUGUUUAAAGACAGUGUUGUUAAUAUCCAUAUCAUUCGUUGAACGUUUUCAUAUAUGUUAUGUGGUUUUGUUUAUGUUAUCCUUUUAAUUUUUUUUAAAUGUUUUAGACAAGAAUUAAUUCCAUUAAACUAAAGUCAGGGGAAUCCAAAAUUAGAUCUCGUUUUGUAUACCACCUUUUCUAUGUUGAUAUUUUGUUAUGAUUAACAUUUAUUUAGUUUUGUGGUUAUUGACUUGUAUGUUGGCAUUAGCACGUUCGACCUGUAUGGGAUCGUGAAAAGUACACUGAAUGUUUUAGACCUGUAUGGGAUCGUGAAAAGUACACUGAAUGUUUUAGACCAACAAUUAUACUAGUCCAUUACAAUUGAUGCUGUCGUUAUUAGUAAUCGUAUUUUUAAAAAUGUAACUGCAACAGGUUACAUAUUUUGUUUAAUUGAAACCAAAUGUGAAACCCUA
Molecule: messenger RNA, 2440 nt
Organism: Magallana angulata
Lineage: Eukaryota; Metazoa; Mollusca; Bivalvia; Ostreida; Ostreidae
Product: serine/threonine-protein phosphatase 6 regulatory ankyrin repeat subunit B-like
Exons: 3
Coding region: 151-1728 (525 amino acids)
Biological process (GO): innate immune response; intracellular signal transduction
Cellular component (GO): cytoplasm
Molecular function (GO): protein binding
Source: RefSeq, a predicted model, not a curated record